Molecule: messenger RNA, 411 nt
Organism: Durusdinium trenchii
Lineage: Eukaryota; Dinophyceae; Suessiales; Symbiodiniaceae
Source: the annotation of a GenBank genome assembly
AUGGGAGGUGACGCCAUGCCAGAAGAUGCUGCGUUUCAGGCAGAGGACUGGAACGAAGAAGAGCUGAUUGAACAGUGGGCCAACGAAGGAGACGAGGACGCUGCAUUGGUCAUGGAAUAUGAACAGUCGAUGUUGGACGCCAUCCAGGACGACGCCGACUUAGCACUGUCGUCAACGACCUAUGCUGAAGCCCGCAAGAGAUUGGCAGAUCGUGUGAAGAAUCGUGGAUUCUGGCCUUCGAGCGGUGCCAAGGGAAAAUCCCGUGGCAAGGGCUGGGAGAAGGGCAAAAAGGAUCGCGGACGAUCGUCAGAGGCCAAUACGGCCAUGGCUCCCACGCUAGUGACCUUGGAGGAAGGGAUUGAUGCCCUUCCCCUGGAGUUUCUUGAGCUUCCAGAAGAGCCCAUCGCGACU